Molecule: messenger RNA, 2427 nt
Organism: Aspergillus campestris IBT 28561
Lineage: Eukaryota; Fungi; Ascomycota; Eurotiomycetes; Eurotiales; Aspergillaceae
Product: putative translation elongation factor EF-1 subunit
Exons: 5
Coding region: 1-2427 (808 amino acids)
Biological process (GO): translation
Molecular function (GO): GTP binding; GTPase activity
Source: RefSeq, a predicted model, not a curated record
AUGUCGCGCCAUCGCAUUAAAGCCGUUGGCUACGACGAUGAAGAGUUGGACGACUACGAUGACGACGGAUAUAACUCGGAAGAACAGGAGUUUGCCCAACAAUGUACAGAGGAGGUGUUGAAACAGCUCCGCACGGGGGAUUCUCCGGUCACUGCGACACGCGAAGAGGUCCAAGAGAGCUUGUGGCAUUACUAUAAUGAUGUCGAAAAAACCGUGAACUACAUACGAAACAAGAGAGCCAAGGAGACCAAGAAGAAGCAGAGCGCGCCGGCUCCGGUCGCAAAGGCAAAGGGCAGUAUUUCGGCGUCUUUUCCUGGAUUUCCCAUACCGUCCUUGCCGCCUGUCGCCCACUUCUCGGCAAAGGACUUUUUUCGCGACUCGCCGUGGCUUAGCGUGCCAGCGCAUCGGAAGGCCGAGAUUUUGGUGGAACCUCUGUAUCCUGGGCUUGGGCUUCUCGGGGGUGCGCCUGAGGCUGGGGGGAAGAUGUCGAAGUUGGCUGCGUUGGCUGCGGCGCGCAAAAAGAAGGAGGGCGAGAAGACACCCAGCCCUGUCCCCACGCCUCAGACAGAUAGCGCUGAGCCCUCGAGGUCCGCCACUCCAUCCAAGGGCGCCCCACUAUCGCUGAGUGAAAGGCUUGCACGCAACGGGAAGCUGCCCAAGUCUUCGGAUAGCUCACAGUCUCCGAGCCCGGCGAGAGGGUCGCGCCUGGAGAGUCCUGCGUCCCCGAAAAAGCCUUCGCCGAAGCCUUCGCCCGAACGUCCUAAGCCAAGCACUGUCGACGAACCCCAUCCUAGUCCACCAGCAGAUACUCCGACGGAGACGAAAAAGGAAGAGCCGGAGGUGAACAUCAUGGCGCCGCCGUCUACCUUUGCUAGCACGAUCGUCGGGGACGCCAUCCGUCCAAAGGCCGAGCCCAGCCACCUGUCUUCAAACACGUUGGAUCUGAUCAAGAUUUACGGGCAAGACCUCACUGAACCGUUUGACUUUACAGGCCCCAGUCCCGACGAUGUCGUCAUGAACGCACAGAGCUCAGCUAAAGGCUUCAAAUCGAAACAGUCUGCUGCCAAGUCGACAGGCGACAAGAAAUCGAGCGAUCUGGCGAGCGGUAUGGACAACCUGAGUGUUGUAGAAAAGGUGAACGUCAAGAGCAAGAAUCUCGACGUUCUGUCGGAAUUUGAGAAGACGAAACGGAAGAGAGCUAUGAAUUUCGCGGUGAUCGGUCACGUGGAUGCAGGAAAGAGUACACUGAUGGGACGCUUACUAGCGGACCUCAAGGCAGUCGACCAACGCACCCUUGAUAGAUACCGCCGGGAAGCCGAGAAGAUCGGAAAGGGGUCGUUUGCUUUGGCUUGGGUGUUGGAUCAGGGGUCCGAGGAGCGCGCGCGCGGUGUGACGAUCGAUAUUGCGACCAACAACUUCGAGACGGAGGACACCGUGUUCACCAUUGUCGAUUCGCCCGGGCACCGAGAUUUCGUGCCGAACAUGAUCGCCGGCGCCAGUCAGGCGGACUUCGCCGUACUCGUUAUCGAUGCGGGGACCGGCAACUACGAGGCGGGGUUGAAGGGGCAGACCAAGGAGCAUGCGUUACUGGUGCGCAGUAUGGGUGUGCAGAGGGUCAUCGUGGCGGUGAACAAGAUGGACUCGGUGGAGUGGAGCAAAGACCGGUUCGAAGAGAUCGAACAGCAGGUGUCGUCCUUCAUGACCACCGCCGGGUUCCAGGCCAAGAACCUGUCCUUUGUGCCCUGCUCGGGGAUCAGCGGUGCCAACGUGACCCGACGGAGCGAAGACCCCCAGGUGUCGUGGUACACGGGCCGCACGGUGAUCGAGGAGCUGGAGGCCACCGAGCCUCACGCCCACGCGGUGGACAAGCCCCUCCGCAUGACGAUUGGCGACGUCUUCCGGGGUAGUGUGCAGAACCCGCUGUCCAUCUCGGGCCGCCUCGACGCCGGCAGUCUGCAGGUGGGCGACGUCAUCCUCACGAUGCCCAGCGGGGAGACGGCCACCAUCCGGAGUCUGGAGGUAGACGGGACGCCCCGGGACUGGGCGGUGGCCGGUCAGAACGUGGUCUUGAACCUGGCGAACAUUGAUCCCAUCCACCUGCGGACGGGCGAUGUGAUCUGCCGCGCGUCCGCACCGAUUAAGAACAUCACCUCGUUCACCACCAAGGUGCUGGCGUUCGAGCACCUAAUGCCCAGCAUGAUCGACGUCCACCACGGACGGCUGCACGUGCCCGGGCGGAUCAGUAAGCUGGUGGCCACGCUGGACAAGGGGUCUGGCGCUGUGCUCAAGAAGAAGCCCAAGAUCAUCGCCCCAGGCACGGUGGCGCGGAUUGCGGUCGAGAUGGACCAGGCUGUUCCCCUCGAGGCCCCGACGCGGAUUGUGCUGCGGGCUGGCGGCGACACGGUGGCCGCUGGGUUACUGGAAUAG